Malaclemys terrapin pileata is the source of this 2570-nucleotide messenger RNA. RefSeq lists its product as uncharacterized. NCBI's taxonomy places the organism in Eukaryota, Metazoa, Chordata, Testudines, Emydidae. The transcript has 8 exons. Gene Ontology annotation, molecular function: protein binding. The record is from RefSeq and is a predicted model, not a curated record. Gene Ontology annotation, biological process: signal transduction. The coding region runs from base 90 to 995 and encodes 301 amino acids.
GAGAGCUGUUUUUCCUGGAUACCACACUCCAGGCCUGUCGCACAGACUCAAGACAGACACAGUGAGAGGAAGGUCGCGAGGUUUGGACUAUGGGUGUCUAUGCAAGUUAUUUCCACAAGAGCGAAGGACAAAUGCUUAUAGACCUGACAGAUCCUUCUCAGGCAAACUGGAUUACAACACACGCGGAGGCCUGCAAAAUGACGGUCCCAGAGGUGCAGAGAUGCUGGAGCCGAUUCCUCAUGCUGCGGCCGGAUCAGAAGGGAAACGUGUCUCGAGCUCAGCUUGCCAGUGUGACAGAUACAUUUGGCCACAAGUUGCUGGAUCAAGUUCCUCUUACAGAUGAAGACCGGAUAACAUUCCAAACCUAUUGUAAUGCUGUGUGCUGGCUGUCGAAGAGCCCUCUGGAAACCAGACUUAAAGGAUUAUUUCAGACCAUAACGUCUGGCACCAUCGGCAAGGAACAGCUGCAGUCUCUGCUGCAGAACCUGUACCCCAGAGAAGACCCAAAGACCAUUCAGGAACUUGGCACUCUUUACCUCAGUGAAGUGGAUAAAAGCAAUCAAGGUUAUAUUGAUGAAGAUCAGUUUGUUGCUUGGAUGCAGACCCUUCCACAACAUAUGUUAACAUCAGUGAUGCAUUUUCCAAUAAUACCAUCAAACAUCACUCUUCUUAAGGAAUUACAGCCAUCUUUUCCUACUGCAGCUGUGGAUUUCAAGGACCGAUCAGGGUUGGAUGACAAGCAGCUCCUGAGGGUUGCAGUGGAGAUGUCCCUUAAGCGCAGAGACUGGAAGCUCUUAGCAAACAACUUGGGCCUUGUGGAGAAGGACUGCUCCUGUCUGGAGCGGGAGCGUUUGGAUGUGAAGACCCAGAUCCUGGCAAUGUUGCAGAUUUGGCUAAGGACCUGUCAGGAAGCCCCCCUUCCUCUCCUGCAAACUGCGCUGAGACUCAGCGGCAACACAGACAUUUGCAAUGAAGUGUUCUCCUUAAACUUCUGAAGCUCUCGUGUGGGCAGCGUGCAAAUUAGAGACAAAUGCACACGUUGCACUUCAAAGAGCCAUUCUCCUUGGGAGAGCAAACAUUGGUGCUCAUUAAUUGUAAUGGGAAAGUGCAUCUAAGGGUAUGUCUUCACUACCGGCCGUAUCGGCGGGUAGCAAUCGAUUUACCCGGGAUCGAUAUAUCGGGUCUCGUUAAGACGCGAUAUAUCGAUCCCCAAAUGCGCUCACCGUCGACUCCGGAACUCCACCAGAGCGAGCGGCGGUAGCGCAGUCGACGGGGAGCCGCGGCCAUUGAUCCAGCACCGUCUGGACCCCAGGUAAUUCGAUCCAAGAUACUUCGACUUCAGCUAUGCUAUUCGCAUAGCUGAAGUUGCGUAUCUUGGAUCGAUCCCCCCCCCCCCAGUGUAGACCAGCCCUAAAUCUCUUAGCAACGGCUUUGAAAACUGAGCUGUAAUUUUGCUAUCUAGUGGACCGAGGCAGUGCCAGGCAUACUCGCCCAUUCAGAUCCUGAGAGCCAGGUCAUAGCAUCUGUCCGUCAUAUCAGUAGCUGGAAAUCCUAAAUUGUUUUGAUUUUUUUUGCAGUAGUUUUACUUUUCAACCUGUUGGAUUGGGGGGAGGAAGCAUGUUCCCUCAAAGACCUUAUAUCUUGGAUCCUUCGCUAUCUUUAUGGCUUGUUUUGUGAAAGGCCCAUUGCUGUGGGUAUCUGGGCAGUUAGCAUUUCUUUGGCAUUCGUGUCAGAAAGAGUCGAGCGCCAUCUGUUACCCCUCUGCUGCGAAGGACUAGAUUACAGAUCUCCUCAGUGGGUAAAGUGGCACCUUCCACUCCUGUUACAAACUUCUGUUACUUCUGUUGCAUUUGCCCAGCUCUGCUCCUAAUUAACUAAUCGAUCCUUUUCCUGCCCUUCCACGCUAGCUCCACUGAAGGAGAGAGGGUGAAAUUCGCCCUGUGCAGUGGACCAGCACAAAGCUAACAUAGGAUUUAAGUGGUGCAUAAGCUUGAGGGCUUUUAAGUGGGACUUAAAGGGGGUAUAGUCCCAUUCUGAUCCUCUGCAUAUGAGUGAGUUUCACCCCGGAUGUAUAACAGUAGUGGUGUAAAUUCAUAGUAAAGCAAAUGCCUUUUACAAACAGAAAUAGGGAGUUUUAUCUCCAUCUUUCCAAACCAUACUCGUUAUUCUAGUAUAUAUCUUUGUUAUGGAUUACUUGUUACAAGUGCAUCAACUGCUCUCUUUCAAGAGAAAGUCUUUGUGUUGUAUAUCAAUUGAAAAAACCACCAAUGAAACUUUAACUGAUUUUAUUUCCAAUUUGUUAGCUUCUGCAGCCACAGUGCCUAUCCGUCAGGGCGCUAGAAAAUCCAUUCGUUUUCGAAAGCACCGAUUGCACUGACGCACAGUAUAACAAAUGUAGCUGAUAUGCAAAGUUGCCAAAUUUAACACGGGGUUAAGCAUUGAAUUGAAAAGGAAUGCUGAUUCCUAGCAGCAGACAUACUUCUUAGCGUUUUUGUCUAAAAAACUGUUUGGGAAUAGAUAGUUCUGGCAGUAGGUUUAUAUAAAUAAAUCGCGUUGCAAUAUCUAGCUUA